Aaosphaeria arxii CBS 175.79 is the source of this 876-nucleotide messenger RNA. RefSeq lists its product as uncharacterized. The transcript is spliced from 3 exons. NCBI's taxonomy places the organism in Eukaryota, Fungi, Ascomycota, Dothideomycetes, Pleosporales. The record is from RefSeq and is a predicted model, not a curated record. Bases 1 to 876 code for a protein of 291 amino acids.
AUGUCCUAUUUCAAUCCAAAUUUCUGCUUUGCGAACUCGCGCACUCGGACAAAUCAAGACCGGAAAGAUUCUAUGCCUGAACAUGAUCCUUCCUCGUCCAAGAUUCCAGUUGAUGAGGAUAGUAAAUGUAGAUCACCGACACCAAUACUGACCAGAGAAAGGACCUUGUAUGCAUGGGAUCCAUGGUCGCCAACAACUCCGCCUGACGAUAUAAACGUAGAAUACAGCACUCCUGUUGCCGUGCAGAACUUAUCUCGCAGAUCACACUCUCUUCGCCAAUCCUACCUCUCCCAUGAACCCAUCCCUGAUCCCCAUGCCUCGCAAUAUCCAUAUCGUAGACACAGCCUUGGAGAUCUCAGAAGCCCCUCUCCCUUUGCAUCACCGACCUCUUCGCCUUCCCCCAAAACUCCUGGUCUACAUCGUAGCGAGGCACUCAAUAUCACAGACCUCCAACGGCAAGUCCGACAAUUGACCGACCUACUUUUUCAAACUCUCGAUGCCUUUCACUAUACACUCGACAACGUCUCCGACGCACCACCCUUCCAACCCAUAACUGCAGGCCGUCACCGCAUCUCCAAAGCCCAGCGCCGCGACAUCGACCAAGCACUCCAAGCCCAAUCCAAAGCCGCAGAAUCUAACACAGCAGAGAAAGGAACUGGCAAGGAGUCGGCCCAUCCGAUGCCCGUAGACGACUCCCCGACGCCGUUCUGCCAGUACGGCGAUCCGGAUCGGAGGAGGAGGCUCACGGAGCCGGAUGACGACGUCGAGAAUCGUGCUUGUAGGAGGCAUAAGGUGGAUUUUGGGGCGGAGUGCUGCGAUCAGCCUGGGAAUCCUAAGGGGUGGGUUAAAAGUAGUGUUCGUGAUCUCAACACUUAA